GCUUUAAAAUGGCAUCGCAGACGAAGGAGAGCGGCUGCGCACGGACCAAAAGGAACCAGUCAGCCACUAACUCUCCACAGGUUUCAAGACCGCUUUCUCAAAAAAUGUCUUUGGCUGAUGAAAAUUAUGAUGAAGAUGUUCUGCCCAGCAUCAACCAGAGACUAGCCUGGUUGAGACCGUCCCGGUCACUGCUGGAAUACUACAGGAGAAAAGUAGCUGAAUUUGAGCAAGAGCACAUGGAGAUGGCAUCAAAACUGGAAGAGUAUCAAGUUACUACGGAAGAUCAGCACAGACUCCAGUGGGAAUUGCGACAGAGGGAGGAGGAGAUAGUAGAACUGCAGAAGGCUUUGAGUGACACACAAACUAUCUUGCUGAAGGAAAGGGAACGUAUGCUCAGGGUUUAUGCAGAGAAUGAUCGACUACAAAUCCAGUGUCUUGGCGACAAGAAAAAAAUCCAGCUGCUGUUGGAUUUGACAUCUUGCCUGGAUGGGGACAUCACAUACUUGUUGAAGGAGCCUCCUGCUAAGGCUAUAGUUAAACAGCGUAAACCUGUUCAAAGUCUGGGGAAGAAUCUUACGUCUAACAGCUUCUCUGGCUGCUUAGGAACUGAUGGAACGUCUGCUACAAACAGGAAAGCAGGAAUGUCUUCUCCUCAUUCCAAGAGGCAGGCUGCAUCCAACUCAGCCCUAGAAGAGAACUACAAGCAUGAUAAUGAGAUCCUGUCCCUGCAGGUAGAGGCACUUCAGAGCCAACUUGAGGCGCAGACGAAGCAUGCCAAAAACCAGCUGGAGGAGCUUUUUGAAGACCGCCGUAUCAAGGAGGAAGAGUUUGAGACACGCAGACAGCGGGAUGAGGACAAGAUCAGAACACUCACAGAAAAAUUACAAAAGACUCAAGACCUCCUUUACACCAGCACCAAAGAUUACCUGAACCUGCGUUAUGAAGGACGUUGUCAGGAAAAGAAGUGGAUGGAGGAAAAAGAUGCUCUCCUCCAAGAGUUGGACAGCUGUAAAGAAAAAAUGAGAGGCCUGAAUCUGAAACAGGAUGUGGUGUUUAAUGUGUCCAGUGGUGGAUGUGACAGAACCCAUGCUCACUCAGAGGAUCUAGAGAAUCUUGAGUAUAGGUUGAACGAGGCCAACAAGCUAUCAGACAUGUACAGGGAGCAGGUGAUCUCACUUGAAUAUGAAGUGUCAAGGAAACGUGAGGAAGGUGAUGUUACAAGAGAGCUUUUUAAGGUAUACUGUCUUUUGAUCAAAGCAAACAAAAUAGUCUCAAAAAAAUAUCUGAAAUUUUCACAACAUUGGAAAGGUUGGGAUGAAGUUAAUGAUGCAUUUGUAAAAUCUGGUGAGGUUUAAUUCAUGCUUGAUAAUUUUGCAAGUUUAUAUAGUUUAUUAUUAAGUAUGUGGCCUUUUGUUUGAGAUAGAUGUAACUUUUAAACUCAUGUAUCAGUUUUGCCUCUUGUAUAUAGGUGUACAUGUUCAUCCCAGUCAAAGUGUGAACUACACCUGUAUUUUGUGCAUGUUAUUAUUGUGUUA
Molecule: messenger RNA, 1535 nt
Organism: Liolophura sinensis
Lineage: Eukaryota; Metazoa; Mollusca; Polyplacophora; Chitonida; Chitonidae
Product: coiled-coil domain-containing protein 77-like
Exons: 8
Coding region: 9-1355 (448 amino acids)
Cellular component (GO): centrosome
Source: RefSeq, a predicted model, not a curated record